AUGGCCAUUAUUGCAUCAGAAAGCGUUAUUCCAACCAGUGCAGUGAAUGACACCAUCAUGCCAAGUAUGGACUACACUAUUCUGGCAGUUAUUAUUGGUUUCUUCUCAGUUUUUGGCAUCAUAUUGAGCAUGAAUGUAAUUGUGGUGACGUUGAAGCACAGGCAGCUACGGCAGCCACUGAAAUUCGCCCUGGUCAACCUAGCUGUGGCUGAUCUUGGUUGUGCGACAUUUGGUGGGCUACCAACCAUGGCGACCAAUGCCAUGGGGUACUUCAGCUUGGGCAGGGUGGGAUGUGUGCUAGAAGGUUUUGCCGUGGCCUUCUUUGCUAUCGCUGGUCUGUGCUCAGUUGCGAUAAUUGCAGUUGAACGAUGCAUGGUGGUCUGCAGACCAGUGGGUUCAGUCACCUUCCAGACGAGACAUGCAGUUGCAGGAGCUGUCAUCGCCUGGGUCUGGUCGUUCCUGUGGAACACUCCAUCGCUUUUUGGAUGGGGUAGCUAUGAGCUGGAGGGUGUGCAGACAUCUUGUGCACCAGACUGGUACAGCAGAAAUUUGGCCAACGUCUCCUACAUCAUGUGUUACUUUCUUCUGUGCUUUGCACUGCCUUUCUCUGUCAUUGUCAUCUCCUACACUCGCCUCCUGUUCGCAUGUUUGUUUCACCUACAGGUGACCAAACUGAAAAUGUCAGAGGGAGGAAGCACUGCCAGGGCAGAGACCCAGGUGGCCUGUAUGGUGGUUGUCAUGGUGAUGGCCUUCCUGCUCAUCUGGCUGCCCUAUGCCGCAUUUGCACUGUCUGUGAUCUUAGACCCGAACCUUUACAUUGACCCGGUGAUCGCCACCGUUCCCGUGUAUCUGGCCAAGAGCAGCACAGUUUUCAACCCCAUAAUCUAUAUAUUCAUGAACAGACAGUUCAGAGAGCAUGCUGUGCCGUUCCUACUCUGUGGCAGAAACCCGUGGGCCGCUGAGCCGGCAGAAUCAGAGGAAGAGACCACAGCAUCAUCUGUCAGCAGGAGCAACAAGGUGCAGAUGUCUCACCACCCUCAACAGCUAAUGUAG
Messenger RNA from Sinocyclocheilus rhinocerous, 1053 nucleotides. RefSeq names its product parapinopsin-like. Gene Ontology annotation, molecular function: G protein-coupled receptor activity. The record is from RefSeq and is a predicted model, not a curated record. Bases 1 to 1053 code for a protein of 350 amino acids. The transcript has 5 exons. Gene Ontology annotation, biological process: visual perception; G protein-coupled receptor signaling pathway. Lineage: Eukaryota; Metazoa; Chordata; Actinopteri; Cypriniformes; Cyprinidae. Gene Ontology annotation, cellular component: membrane.